AUGCCCGUGACCUUCGAGGAGGUGGCUGUGUAUUUCACCAAGGGGGAAUGGGCGCUGUUGGACCUGGGUCAGAGAGCCCUGUACAGGGACGUCAUGCAGGAGAAUUACAGGAAUGUGACCUCACUGGGUUUUCCAAUUCCCAAGCCCAGCGUGAUCUCCCAGCUGGACCAAGCGGAAGAGCCGUGGGUCCUUUAUCUCCAGGGGUCCCAGGCUAGAGAGAUCCAGAGAAACAUCCCCAGAGGUGAUGAAAUCUUAAGUGAAAGCAACAAAGAGAAUCCUUAUUCAGAAAGUCCUGAGCGAAUGGAAGCAAAGGGGUCGUUGCUGGGAAGGUGUGAAGGGGAUGAUUCCCAGAUUUCUGGGCAGGGACAAGCCCAAGAAACUCAGUGCAGGCCAGAGAAGCAGCAGGGAAACCCACCAGGGAAGACACUGGGUGAAUCCACUCACAGCGUGGGAGGUUUGGAGGAUUGUAAUGAGGCCAUGACCCAGCCGAGAACCUGCACUAAGGAGAAGUGGUUCGAAUGUGCUGAGUGCUGGAGAAGCUUCAAGUGCAGUUCAAACCUUAUAAGACACCAGAGGGUCCACACAGGCGACAGACCCUACAACUGCCCUGAGUGCAGAAAAAGCUUCAAUUGUAAAUCCCACCUUAUUAGACAUCAGAGAUCUCACACGGGAGAGACCCCCUAUAACUGCCCUGAGUGUGGGAAACAAUUCAAUGACCACUCCAACCUUAUUAGACAUCAGCGAACCCACACAGGAGAGAAACCCUAUAAGUGCACUGACUGCAGGAAAAGCUUCAGGGACAGCUCAGGCCUUCUUGCACAUCAGAGGGUCCACACAGGAGAGAAAUGCCAUAAAUGCCCGGACUGUGGAGAAACCUUCACUCAGCGCUCGCAUGUGACUAGACAUCGGAGGAUUCACACGGGCGAGAGACCCUAUGGAUGCCCCGAUUGUGGAGAAAGUUUCUCUUGCACCUCCGACCUUAUUGUACAUGAGAGAGUCCACACUGGAGAGAAACCCUAUAGCUGCCCUGACUGUGGGAAAAGCUUCAGCCAGAGCCCUAACCUCAUUGUCCACCGGAGAAUCCACAUGGGAGAGAGACCUUAUAACUGCCCUGACUGCAGGAAAAGUUUCAGUCGUAAAUCUAACCUCAUUAGACAUCAGAGAAUGCACACGGGUGAGUGCCCCUAUGAAUGUUCCGUGUGUGGGAAAAGCUUCAACCAGAGAUCAAACCUGAUUGUACAUCAGAGAGUUCACACAGGAGAGAGACCUUAUAGCUGCCCUGACUGCAGGAAAAGCUUCAAGCAGAGUUCAGACCUUCUUCGACAUCAAAGAAUUCACACAGGAGAGAGGCCCUACCGAUGUCCCAUCUGUGGGAAAAGCUUCAAUCAGAGCUCAGAACUUAGUAAACAUCAGAGAACCCACACGGGAGAGAAACCCUAUAAGUGCCCUGAGUGCGGGAAAAACUUCAAUCAGAGCUCAGAACUUGUUAAACAUCAGAGAAUUCACACAGGAGAGAGACCCUAUAGGUGCUUGGACUGUGGAGAAACCUUUAGCCAGAGCUCACACCUUAUUGUGCAUCAGAGAAUCCACACGGGGGAGAGACCCUAUAAGUGCCCCAAGUGUGGAGAAAAAAGAUUCAGUCAGGUCUCAGCCCUUAUUACACAUGAGAGAAUCCACUCCGGAGAGAGACCCUAUAAAUGCCCGGACUGCGGGAAAAGCUUCACGCAGAGCUCAGCCCUAAUUAGACAUCAGAGAACCCACAUGGGAGAGACACCCUAUAAAUGCCUAGACUGUGGGAAAAGCUUCAAGGUGAAGGUCUCUCUAAUGUCCCACCAGAAACUGCACACAGGAUAG
Molecule: messenger RNA, 1854 nt
Organism: Emys orbicularis (European pond turtle)
Lineage: Eukaryota; Metazoa; Chordata; Testudines; Emydidae
Product: zinc finger protein 883-like
Exons: 5
Coding region: 1-1854 (617 amino acids)
Biological process (GO): regulation of DNA-templated transcription
Source: RefSeq, a predicted model, not a curated record